GCGACAUCGUGUCACUACCAAAACAGGCUAGAGCUGGCGCAGUGAGAAUGCAGCGGAGCAAUGGAUGACAGCAUAUAAUUUGACUAUUGGACGCCCUUUGAAAGCCAUUGCGCGGUUUGUGGGCGGGUUGCAGCAGAGUCUGGAGUGGCCCAAUUUAACCUUCGCGGCUUGACACCAUGGGAACAUCACCUGGCUCCCCACGCGCAUAACAGGUACACCGACCCACAUACCAGGCUCUGUAGAAUUCCAAUGUUCGAAAUGCAAGCAGAGCAAGCUGCGCUUCACAACAGAUUACUAUCCAUCAUUCUAUCCAUGGUCUGACAAGCCCAUCCCAACCAGUUUGACAAGACUUUUCUUUGACUUCAGGGAAUGAAUUCCGCCCACGUGCUGGGUUAGUCACUGUGAGGAGAUCAGCGAGUGAGGAGCGAGAGAUAAGCAUGGCAUUUGCACUGAUAUGCAACUCUUAUAAGUCUUGUGUUCCCUCACAUCCAUUCCCCUCUUUUCGAGACCCGUCAACAGCACACCAUCAGUGCAUCCAGAUUGAAUCCAACGACAUCCAGGCACUUGACGAUCAUAUAGUCAUUAUCUUCGAAUCCACCAUAAUGGCCACCAUGGAUAAAAUAUUCGCCGGCUACUCCGCCCGCAAAGCCGCCCUCGAGGCCAUUACCAGCAACCCUUUUACUCAAGGCAUCGCCUGGAUCGAAGGCAAUCUCAUUCCGCUACAUGAAGCUCACAUUCCCUUGCUCGACGAAGGCUUCCUCCACGGCGACUUGACCUACGACGUCCCCGCCGUCUGGGACGGGCGCUUCUUCCGCCUGGACGACCAUCUUUCGCGGUUAGAGCUCAGCUGUGCGAAACUACGCAUGAGGCUGCCUAUUCCACGAGACGAGAUCAAGCGCAUUCUUGUCGAUAUGGUGAUCCGCAGCGACCUUCGCGACGCAUACGUCGAGCUUAUUGUCACGCGCGGUCUGCAAGGCAUCAGGGGUAGCAAAGACCCCCUCAGCCUCACAAAUAAUCUGUAUCUAUUCAUCAAGCCGUAUGUCUGGGUGAUGGAGCCCAAGGUGCAGCGCACGGGCGGGCAUGCGGUUGUCGCACGCACAGUCCGACGUGUCCCACCUGGAGCAAUUGAUCCGACAGUCAAGAAUCUGCAAUGGGGGGAUUUGGUUCGUGGGGCGCUGGAGGCGGCGGAUCGAGGGGCGACGUAUCCGUUCUUGACGGACGGGGAUGCGCAUCUUACUGAGGGAUCAGGGUAUAAUAUCGUUCUGGUUAAGGAUGGGGUGAUCUAUACUCCUGAUCGAGGGGUGUUGCAUGGGGUCACGCGUAAGAGUGUUAUGGAGAUAGCGCGAGGAAUGGGAGUUCCGGUUCGCUUGGAGCCUACACCAGUCGAUCUGGCUUAUCAGGCUGAUGAGAUCUUCAUGUGCACGACUGCUGGAGGAAUUAUGCCCAUCACAACCUUGGACGGUCGGAGGGUCGGUGAUGGGAAGGUUGGGCCGCUGACAAGAAUGAUAUGGUAUAAGUAUUGGGACAUGCAUUAUGACCCAGCUUAUAGCUUCGCUAUUCAGUACAAAGGUUCCUCUAACAACCGUGCGAAGCUCUGAACACGUACGGAUUUUGCGAUUGGGAGAAAGUAUCAGCGUUGGUGAUAUGCCCUGAAGUCAUUAUCAUACAUCGAAAAUUCGAAUGCAUGG
Aspergillus aculeatinus CBS 121060 is the source of this 1688-nucleotide messenger RNA. RefSeq names its product aminotransferase class IV. The record is from RefSeq and is a predicted model, not a curated record. Gene Ontology annotation, biological process: carboxylic acid metabolic process. Bases 438 to 1598 code for a protein of 386 amino acids. The transcript has 2 exons. Gene Ontology annotation, molecular function: catalytic activity. Lineage: Eukaryota; Fungi; Ascomycota; Eurotiomycetes; Eurotiales; Aspergillaceae.